AUGGCUGACGCCGCCGUCGAGAACCCGGCCAACACAGUCCCGCCGCAUAAGAAGCAGCUCCCGUCAUCGAUACCAAACUUCGAUACGCUAGAAGGCUUUUCGACAGAGGGGAGCGACGACUAUUCCAACUUCAAGAAGCUUCAACGGCAAUUAGAGUACAUUCAUCUCCAAGAAGAGUACAUCAAAGAUGAGCAGCGGAGUCUGAAGCGAGAACUGGUGAGGGCGCAAGAGGAAAUCAAGCGGAUUCAGAGUGUACCGCUGGUGAUAGGGCAGUUCAUGGAAGCCAUCGACCAGAACACGGGCAUCGUACAGUCGUCAACUGGUUCAAACUACGUCGUCCGGAUCCUCUCGACCCUCGAUCGCGAACUCCUCAAGCCCUCGUCAUCUGUCGCCCUCCACCGCCACUCAAAUGCCCUCGUUGACAUUCUGCCCCCGGAGGCCGACUCCUCCAUUGCCAUGCUCGGCCAGGACGAGAAGCCCGACGUCACAUAUGCCGACGUUGGAGGUCUAGACAUGCAGAAGCAGGAGAUACGAGAAGCCGUCGAGCUACCCCUCACACACUUUGACCUAUACAAGCAGAUUGGUAUCGAUCCCCCACGCGGUGUGCUGCUCUACGGACCCCCAGGUACGGGAAAGACCAUGUUGGUCAAGGCCGUCGCGAACAGCACAACAGCGUCGUUUAUUCGUGUAGUGGGCUCCGAGUUUGUGCAGAAGUAUCUUGGUGAGGGCCCGCGUAUGGUUCGCGAUGUCUUCCGAAUGGCGCGCGAGAACUCGCCGUCCAUCAUCUUCAUCGAUGAGAUUGACGCGAUUGCCACGAAACGUUUCGACGCGCAGACGGGUGCCGACAGAGAAGUGCAGCGUAUCUUGCUCGAGCUGUUGAAUCAGAUGGACGGCUUCGACCAGACGUCGAAUGUCAAGGUCAUUAUGGCGACGAACCGCGCGGAUACCCUAGAUCCCGCGCUCCUUCGACCGGGUCGGUUGGACAGGAAGAUCGAGUUCCCAUCACUCCGUGAUCGUCGCGAGCGCCGCCUCAUCUUCUCAACAAUCGCGAGCAAGAUGAGCUUGUCGCCGGAGGUUGACCUGGAUAGCUUGAUUGUGCGUAACGACCCGUUGUCGGGUGCUAUUAUUGCGGCGAUCAUGCAGGAGGCGGGUUUGAGGGCUGUGCGGAAGAACAGGUACAACAUCAUCCAGGCUGAUCUGGAGGAGGCAUACACAAGCCAAGUCAAGGGUGCUGCUGAGGCGGACAAGUUUGACUUUUAUAAGUAA
Molecule: messenger RNA, 1266 nt
Organism: Cucurbitaria berberidis CBS 394.84
Lineage: Eukaryota; Fungi; Ascomycota; Dothideomycetes; Pleosporales; Cucurbitariaceae
Product: 26S protease regulatory subunit 6B
Exons: 3
Coding region: 1-1266 (421 amino acids)
Biological process (GO): proteasome-mediated ubiquitin-dependent protein catabolic process
Cellular component (GO): proteasome regulatory particle, base subcomplex
Molecular function (GO): ATP hydrolysis activity; ATP binding; proteasome-activating activity
Source: RefSeq, a predicted model, not a curated record